Molecule: messenger RNA, 1290 nt
Organism: Cuscuta europaea
Lineage: Eukaryota; Viridiplantae; Streptophyta; Magnoliopsida; Solanales; Convolvulaceae
Source: the annotation of a GenBank genome assembly
AUUUUAAUUUCAUGUCUUUUUGGACAGUAUAUAUAUUACAAUUUCAUGCAUAAACAUACACUAUACGGAGUAUAAAUAAGUCCGGCCUGAUAUCCCAUUAUUAUACUCCGUAUUAUUCAUCAUCCACCUGGCCUGGCCUGGCCUUUUAAUUUAAACAAAGUUACGUCCGGCCAUAUAUUUAUAUCAUUCUAGCUUUAAUAUAUAAUUACAUCUAUCUAGCUAGCUAUCUCAUCUGUUGAGACGUACGUUCCUUGAUACAUGCAGUACAUGCAAUUAUAUUAAUUAAUAAACUCGCCAUUGCAUGCAGGCUCGUACGUAAUGGCAUCCGAAAUGAAUCGCUACUCGUUGCCGAUUGGCCUCAUGAUAUUGUUGGCAAUUAUAAGUAGUGGGGUUUCCUGCAGCCGAGUUUUGGUCGUUGACCGCUCUGAUGGUGAGAAGUCGCCGCCGUCGUCCACGCGGCGGCGAGCUCAAUAUGAGCAAUGGAUGAGCCUUCAUGGCAAGAGUUACAGGGACGCCAGUGAAGAAGAGGAGCGCUAUCACAUUUUCCAACAAAACGUGAAUCGAAUCGAGGCAUUUAAUGCCGCCAAGCAGCAGCAGCAGCGCGGCGGUUACCAGCUCGGCCUUAACAAAUUUGCAGACUUGACCAACCACGAGUUCCGCACCAUGCAUGCCGCUGGUUACAACUCCAAAGUGUCCGCCGCCGUCGCGCCGCCCCCCAAUCAUUUUAAGUACCAAAAUGUUACGGAGGUACCCCAAGCCUUGGACUGGAGGGCACAAGGUGCAGUAACACCCGUCAAAGAGCAACUUCAAUGUGGUUGUUGUUGGGCAUUUUCUGCGGUGGCAGCCGUGGAGGGUCUCAACAAGAUAAAAACAGGUGAGCUGGUAUCGCUGUCAGAACAAGAGCUCCUCGACUGCAACGGGGAUGACAUGAGUUGCGACGGCGGCCUCAUGGAAAAAGCGUUCAACUUCAUCGUGAACAACAACAAUGGCCUCACUGCCGAGUCCAUUUAUCCCUACACUGCGCUACAGAGUGCCAGCUGCGGCAGUGGGCACACCGGCGGUGUCAGGAUCUCCGGGUACGAGAGCGUCCCCGUUGAAGACGAGAUUGCACUCUUGAAGGCGGUGGCGAAUCAGCCGGUGUCUGUGGGCAUAAACGGCGGCACAGAUGCCUUCCAAUUCUACUCGGGAGGAAUCUUUGACGACAUGGAUUGCGGACCCACCCUGAACCACGCCGUCACGGUGGUCGGGUAUGGCAGUGAUGAGGAGGCGGGGGCAAGUUAUUGGAUAGUG